UUUGGAUGAAUAUAUUGUUCAGUUUCGAUUGAGAGCUCGUCCGAGAACAACAAAAAUGAAUAAAAAAAAAUUUAGUUGUGACGAAAAAUUUUCGGAGAAUUAUUUGGUACACGUUCUUAAAAGUUUCCAGAUGUGCUUCAGUAUUGUUCUGACGGGUAUCUUGCUGGUUGUACAAAUGGCUGUCAAGGCGUUCAAGAAUCUGAAGGAGAAGAUAUACUGGAUUUACAGUUUCGCUCGAACUCUGGUCCAUACUUUGCUGUAUACUGUGAUUCCCAUUUGUGUGAUGGCCUAUCUCAUUCAUUGGGUCCAUAAGAAGAACGAUGCAUUCAUUUAUCUGCUGGUCAAACACUUGCAACUAUUCGAAGUGGAAGCAAACGGAGAAAAGGACGUGCAGGACUCUGGCGUUGAUCAGAAGACGUAUCACUAUGGCGCUGAUGUGGAGACGUUUCGCUAUGGCGCUGAACUGGAUGCAUUUCAGUUUGGCUCAUCAUGCAGCCUCUUCUAGCUGUUUUGGAGCUUAGAAGCAAAACCUACACAUACACACAUGCAAAUACACAUACACACAUGCAAAUACACAUACACA
Messenger RNA from Drosophila willistoni, 583 nucleotides. RefSeq lists its product as uncharacterized. The record is from RefSeq and is a predicted model, not a curated record. NCBI's taxonomy places the organism in Eukaryota, Metazoa, Arthropoda, Insecta, Diptera, Drosophilidae. Bases 56 to 505 code for a protein of 149 amino acids. The transcript has 2 exons.